AUGCUAUACCAUAUAUGCGUGUUCGUAUGUCUUUCGACGAAAGCAUUGCACUUGGAACUUGUAUCUGACUUAACCAAAGACGCAUUUAUCGCAACCUUAAGGCGUUUCGUGUCCCGUCGAAGAAAACCAUCACAGAUAUACUCCGACAACGGAACAAGCUUUGUUGGAGGCAAUAACGAAUUGAUAGAGCUAGGAAAGUUUUUCGCGAAAGAAUGUAAAGAGCUAGGUGAAACGAUAGCGGACUUAGGAAUAUCAUGGCACUUCAUUCCUUCUUAUUCGCCUCAUUUCGGUGGUUUGUGGGAGGCAGGAGUAAAGGCAACUAAAUAUCACUUAAAGAGAGUAGCUGGGAGCGCGUUACUAACAUAUGAGGAACUUUGUACGUUUUUAACCCAAGUCGAAGCGUUAUUAAAUUCCCGACCAUUAACCCCCUUAUCCUCAGAUCCGCACGACCUCUCUCCUUUCACUCCGGCUCAUUUCCUGAUUGGGCGGACUUUCAAUUCAGUAGCUGAUCCAGAUUUGAGCCACUUACAGCAAUCAAGACUAUCUAACUGGCAAAGAAUCCAACAAUUGCAACAAAAUUGGAAACGCUGGAGCAAAGAAUACAUCUCCGAACUGCAGCAGAAAAUCAAAUGGAAGACGCCCUUUCCGGCCUUGGCAGUCAACACAUUGGUAUUGUUGAAGGAAGACCAUUUGCCACCUGCUAAAUGGAGACUUGGUCGCAUUAUAGAAGUCCACCCUGGAUCCGACGGCAUUCCCAGGGUUGCUUCCAUUAAGACAUCCACUGGAACCGUUCGUAGAGCCUUCAACAAACUCUGCCCUUUGCUACAGGAUGAAGCAGACGUUCACAUAUAG
This is a messenger RNA of Trachymyrmex cornetzi, 852 nucleotides long. RefSeq lists its product as uncharacterized. The coding region runs from base 1 to 852 and encodes 283 amino acids. The transcript has a single exon. Gene Ontology annotation, molecular function: nucleic acid binding. The record is from RefSeq and is a predicted model, not a curated record. NCBI's taxonomy places the organism in Eukaryota, Metazoa, Arthropoda, Insecta, Hymenoptera, Formicidae. Gene Ontology annotation, biological process: DNA integration.